AUGGACGGCGUCAAGCGGUAUUACAGCUCCCUCGAAACCCGUCUCGGAAAUUGGAUCGUCUACGGCGGCCGUGCCCACCUAGGCUACUACUCCCCAGAUGUCUGGUGGCCAUUUCCGGUCCACCAGGCGCUUGUUGCGAUGGAAGAUCAAGUGUUUCGAUCACUGCAUUUGAGCCCGGGUGCCCGAGUUCUCGAUGCCGGUUGCGGAGACGGCCAGGUGGCGAUCCAUUUCGCGCAGAAGGGCCUGCAAGUACAUGCCAUCGAUGUUCUCCCAGAACACGUCCAACAAGCACAACAGAACGUCCUGGAGGCUAUUGGUAAAGUUGACUGGAACGCCAAGCACAAGUCAGACACAGUCACACCCUUGGAUGCAUUGACGGUCGAGCAAGGUGACUACCAUGAUCUUCAAACGGUGGGAAAGGGUUCCCUAGACGGCAUCUACACCAUAGAGACAUUAGUCCAUGCGACCGACUUGAACCGCGCCCUGUCAGAGUUUUACCGAACACUCAAACCCGGAGGCAGGAUCGCCCUAUACGAAUAUGACCACUGGAGUGGCGACGAUAUUCAGCAAACAAACCAAUCGGAAAAGGAGGCUAUGGACAAGGUUCGCUUGCAUGGCGCUAUCUCAAAGGCGGCAAAUGGACAAUUCGGGCCGUCACCCUCAGAGGACCGAAGCGAACAAGCUUGCCCACAGAAAGGCUUGGUUGGGAUGCUGAACAAGGCUGGCUUUGAGGAUGUUCAGGAGAGCGAUAUUUCGCAAAAUGUCAAACCAAUGAUUCGGUUUCUAGCUUAUUUCCUGUACAUCCCAUCCAUGAUUGUGUUAGCUUUGGGCUUGGAAGCUUAUUUCAUCAACACAGUCGCCAUCGUCGCCAACUAUCAGCGUGGGUGGAAGUAUAUUGCGGUGACGGCGCGGAAGCCUGCGACGGUAUCUGGUCAAUGA
Molecule: messenger RNA, 939 nt
Organism: Aspergillus nomiae NRRL 13137
Lineage: Eukaryota; Fungi; Ascomycota; Eurotiomycetes; Eurotiales; Aspergillaceae
Product: class I SAM-dependent methyltransferase
Exons: 1
Coding region: 1-939 (312 amino acids)
Biological process (GO): ergosterol biosynthetic process
Cellular component (GO): endoplasmic reticulum
Molecular function (GO): sterol 24-C-methyltransferase activity
Source: RefSeq, a predicted model, not a curated record